ACGCCUUAAUAGAGAAACUCAGCAGACGAGAGAAAGAGUGAGUGAGUGCGACUCGAAGUAUAGGAGAGUAGACUCCCGCUGAGCAUUGUUUUAUGCUAGAGGAAAAAAGUGAUCGUGUUGGAGUUCGACCUUCGCGUAUUCGAGUUUGACCUCGUGAUGUCGCAUGAGUGAAGAAAGGUUCUAACUGGCUCAUCGUCGCUUCUGUGAUCUCCAACGCACAAUCGGACCAUCAUGCCCCUUUGCCGCCCCCCAAUUUCACUCCUCUCUCCUCUCGCGAUAUUUUCCUUUAAGUCAGUGUUUAUAUGCAUGAUGAAAUUUUUCAUCACUCUCUAGCUAAGUACUUCGCUUCCUAUGUGUCAAUCCCUUCGAUAAUCUUCCUCCUCGUCAUUAUCGCCAUCAACCCUGCCAGCUGCUAUGUGAGUAACUCCUUUACAUGCUUCGUUGAAUGUUGAUUUGUGUAGUUGCAGUACUAUCUCCACCUCGAUGAAUUGAAAAUCAAAAAUUCUUUUCCUGCCAAAAUCCAAAACAUCUCGUAGUUGCAGCUCCUUGGGAGUGGGGGUGUAUAAGUUGAUGACAAUUCUUCAUGAGUUGUUCUUUACGACACGUGACGUCUACUCUUGAAGUUGAACAAACGUCGUGGUCUACUCUUGAACUCUUUGAUCUUUGGUGUGUGUAAUCGUCAUACUUAUCUGUUUGUACUUGUACCUGUAGUACGUAGUAUUAUCUAUACAAGAGAACAAGUAGGUGCAGGCGCUACAACUGCUGAUUCUAUCAACAUCAACCAUGAGCACGACGACGACAACAUAGAAGAGCACUACUACUACAACAUUCAUAUUGAAGACCACCGCUACAUCAAGAACACACCGAUUCCAAGAAUAAGUGAGAUUGACUCCUCUAAUACUUCCGAGAACACUGACGACCAACUUUGUUCUGCAUAGUGCCAGCCAGUAGAUAUUGGCCCUGUAUAUAGUUAGAAUAGACACAGCUAGAUAUAUAUAAUUGGCCCUGUAUAUAAGUAGACAUAGUUGUAGAAGAUCUAGACAACAUCUAAGAGUGGCUUAAUCUUCAAGAACUACAAGAGGAAAAAGAUGAGGGAGAUUCACCCCUACGCGCGAUCACCGCCUGAGGGCGUGUUGUCAGGCGUCGAGGAUAACGUGGAUUACAAGGAAGGUCUCGCAGAACUACCAAAUCAAGAAUCGUACCUCGACAUCCAGCCGGUCCCGGGGGAAGAAGCUGCCGAGGAUGUUUCCCCGGGAGGCUCGGAUCCUCGUGGCAACACUGGAAAGUCCUCUGGUUCAUCGGGAGAAAGCGGUGGUGGUGCUGGAGAUGAAAAUUAUGAACAAGUUGGAAAUUCAGACUGAGUCUGAGACUGACUACCUUGUUGAUAGAUAAUAAUGACUUCUACUAACUAACAAAGAUGAAAGAAGAUACUUGUACUUCCCCUGCCUUAAUAUUAUUUGGCACAAUCAUGUCCCUAACCUCAUGCUUUUCAUCGGAUUCCAAGAACUUGGCACUAUGUACAGAUCCAGCAGGUCAACAAGCAAGGAAAUACGAAAACGAAGUUCUUGUAGAAUACUUAAGUAAUUCUAAUUUCAUAUCCACCUCAUACAUUCAUUCAUACUCAUAGCCAUGAUAGGGGUCUCCACGUCGGACAAGAGUUUUUUUUCAUCCUGCUGUCGUCUAGACGCUGAUGAAGUAGAGAGGGUCUUCUAGGUCUAGAUUCUUAGAAGAUCUUCAUGAUCUUUUUACUUUUAGGCAAAGAUCAUAAUGGAUGAAACCUAAUCGUGCUGCCCCCCGCUGUGAAUUCUUCUAAUGACAUGGCCUUCCUCCUCGGCCGCCGGUGACGAAGCUUUCGGCGCAGUUGCCUCGAAGAAUUGAGCACUAAGAGACUAAUCUAUCAGAAAGAGUAGUGUAAGCACAAUCGAAGUGGUCAGAGGCAAGGACAUUAUAUAUAAGAUAAUGCAGAAAUGAUAAGUGAACAGCCCAACGCCGCCUGAACCAUCGAACCUACCUUAGCGAAAUGGGUUCAGUGGGACAACUACACAAGUCUCAACUAUUUAAACUUUCUAGACAUGUGGACUAAUAGAAUAGUUCAGAACUUCUAUUACAUUAGUCCACAUCCACAUGUCUAGAAGAAAAAGGAAGAGUCCACAUGUCUAGAACUUCUUUCCCAAGAAGAAUCCAUAUAUUUCCCACAUGUCUAGAAUCCAUAUUACAUACUUACAUACUUUCUAAGAAAAAGGAAUGAUGAAAAUGAUCCGUGGGACACUGUAUAAAGAUUUCAAGGCGACGAAUACGCAGAAGUUCGGCGAAUGGCUUCGGGAUUUGGACAACUUGCGUCCGUUAGAGGAAAUGACGAUUUAUGACAGGAAAAUGAUGAAGAUGAUAGUGAUACUGAUGAAAUAAAUUGGAAUUUUUCGAUUUCGACAUUAAUUAUUUUCCACCAGCAGUUCUUGAGCAAGAAGAAGAGUGUUUUUGCACGAUUAUGAGGUUUAUAAUAAAGGCAUGCUGUAUGUACGGUUUGGGAGAUUCUUUAGGGCGGCUUUGGCCGUCCUCUGCAAGAAUUUGAGCGGCAGAGUAAGAAUAUUUGAAACAUAUUUAUUAUUUAUUCCAAACUUUGUUGUUGUGGAAGCAAGUAGAUCCCCUUUCCCCAGGCGAUCAGGAGCAGAAGGGCCCUGCUAGUUGUUCUAUCACCGUACGACUAGAAGGCAACUCCGACUACUACCACUCAUUUGUCUACGACGUAUGUAAUCCGGAACUACUGCUCUAAAAGAAUGGGAAAAUGCGUGGCGAUCUUGCGCCCGCGGUCGAUAUUUUUUUCGGCAGCUCGAUUUUUCAACCUUAUGAAAACGCUGUGCCGAAUCUCUAGUACUUGACCCAAGAUCUGUCGCUUAGACCUGGUGCGUUUCCAAAACUACUCAUCCAUCUCUUAUUAUUUACAUUUGCAUUACACAUCUCUAUAUUAACAACAUAAUGAUUCUCUUUCUCUGUAUCUACUUAUGUUUAGUGCCCUAUGGAUCAUCGCCCUUUAGGCCUUACUGCGAAGUAGGGCAGUAGUGAAGUGGUCGUGCUCUUGAGCAGUAUCAACUUAAUAAGAGAGAAUUCUUUGGUCAUCUUCUUCAACUCCAUUUAUAGCAGUGGAACGCUAAAGCCAACUUCAACUUCAUGUUUAUGUACUUACUUAACCUUAAGUACCCAAUUAAGUACCCAAAUGCAAUUUGCUUAGUCGAUGUCGAUAAAGCUAUUAAGUAAUUUAUGCCAAAGGUCAGCUCUAGUCGAUGUCGAUAAUCCUAUUUAUGCUAAAGGUCAACGCCUCCUAUCUUAUCCUAUUUUAUCCUAUCUUAUCCUAUCUUAUCAUAUCUUAUCCUAUCUUAUCCUAUCUUAUCCUAUCUUUUCCUAUCUUAUCCUAUCUUAUCCUAUCUUAUCCUAUCUUAUCCUAUCUUAUCCUAUCUUAUCCUAUCUUAUCCUAUCUUAUCCUAUCUUAUCCUAUCUUAUCCUAUCUUUUCCUAUCUUUUCCUAUCUUAUCCUAUCUUAUCUUAUCUUAUCCUACCGUCAACCAACAAAUCCGAGAUUGAGAAACGUUGAGAUGAGGCAAAGCGCAUUACUCUAAAACUAGAGGAGCCAAGUCGUGGGAACCAGCGAUGUCGCUGGCCCGAAGAAGACUUCUUAUUUCUCGGUCUUUUCGAGUGCGCAAAAGCACUCGGCUUUCGACGGCGAGCCGCUUGUGCUCGAUAUGCUUGGAGAGCGAGUGGGUGCUGCAGUGCUACAAGUGAUCGGCGCCGAAUUCAACGAUUAGGGCUAUUUUAUCUUUAUCAUGAUCGUCGUGAUAUUAAUUUAUAUGGCGUUAAGUCAACUAAGAACUGCACAAAAACGGUCAUUAUUGUCGCCUCCUCGUCCUGGAAGUGCUCCGCUUAGCGGCUUUUGCAACUUGCUUCCUCUUGGUUUUUCUGUCUUUUGGUUUCGUUUCAUGUGAUUCCCCGCGACCCUCCAGAGUCCACCGCACCAGCCUGCAAAUGUAUGCAAGGGGAUUCUGGAGGGGCGCGGGGAUUUGGAGGGCGCCCGAGGUUCUUGGCUCGCAAUUGGGUGAAGGUUUUCCAGAAGGGAGCGCAGUAGGCGGCGAGUGUUCUGCGGAUUCGUAUCAUGCCCGAGAAGAUUGAAUUUUGUCCGGAUUUUUGCAGUCCUUAGUUGAAUUUUCUCCUAUAUAAUAUACAUGUUCCAGGGCUCAGCCUCAGGGCUGAAAGCCCUUCCCAUUUCAACUUUUUAUUUUCGAGGGGCUACCGGGCGAAGGGGCCUCGAAGCGCCCACCUCUGACCCCUUCCUGCUUCUUGCCUGGACCCUACAGCGCCACCAUGCCGGAGGCCGUUGAAGCAUUGAAGGGCGGGCGUGGGAGGCUUCCGAAUGUGGCAAAGAUGGCAAGGCUGGACCCUCUUGGCGUGUUGCCUGUGCCCUCAAGGCUGGACCCCUUUGGCGUGUUGCGUGUACCCUACAGACCUGCCGAAGGUCGCAAGGCUGGACCCUCUUGGGGUGUAGCGUGUAUCCCCCAGACCUUGCGAAGGCGGCAAGGCUGGACCCCCUUGGCGUGUUGCGUGUACCCUACAGACCUGGCGAAGGUGGCAAGGCUGGACCCCCUUGGCGUGCUGCAUGUGCCCGCCAGGUCUUGGGGCGCCGCCUUUCUUUCGGCUCUUCUUGCCGUUCUCUUCCCCCACUGUGAUAGGGCGCGGAGCCCCAAACCUUGGUAGUUUGUUGCGUCUCUGACGUGGCAGCGUCGUGAGGGGGGCCUCGGGCUUGUUGUUUUCGGUUCUCAGCAUAGUGGGCGAGGCACUGCGCUCGCCUCCCCCCUCUGUGAUACGCCAGAGGCCACCACGCCACGGGUGAGCGCUUCUCGUCCCUCGUUGUGCUCCCGUUCCUCGUUCUUCUCUCGUUCUUUGUUCUGCUCUCGUCCCUCGUUCUUCUCUCCUCGCUCGUUGUUCUGCUCUCGUCGCUCUUCCACCACUGUGCUGCACCACAGACCAUACCACAGGGGGGGGCCUCCCUCCCUGGUGCAUAUAUAUGGCGUUCUACGCUCUCCUCUGUUUUUCUGUUGAAGUUCACGAUGUUACCUCAACCUCAAGUAGUGCAUACUGCUAUAAUGUUCAUGUUGUACUAUCUAUCACUAUCAGCAAAAUUUUGGCGAUCGUUGUCUCUGUUUAGGACGGAAAUGAGUCGAUACCACAUGAGGAGAAUAGUUGUAGUCAACACGAGUCUCGAUGAAGUUUAUUGAUGAUCCAUCAUUUUUUUCUUUCUGUUUGUUAAUAUCAUUAUGAUAGAACAAUCAGGAAUAUUGAUUAUGAUUUUGUUCCUGAGUCGUGGAUAUGGAGGAAAGGCCCCGCUAAUAGAAGCGAAAGGAUGGCGAAACACUCAUGGAAAAAGCUAGCAAUUGGGCGCACGACAAGGUGGACACGAUCAAGGGAGUACUCGGCUACAAUAAUAAACUGAAGGUCGUCAGAUUUCUCAAAGAUUAUGGCUGAUGAACAAGAAGUCUUCAUUGAUAUAAUCAAUGGCCUAACGGAAGCUUUUCAAUAUAUUCUAUUUAUUGAUUUGUAGUAUUAAGUACAAGUUCAUCAACAAAUUGUGGUCCUCUAGUGUGACUUUCCCGACCAGCCCGGAGCUUACCUUUUAUUCUCGAGUUCAUGACCACAAUUAAAAACAAGAAUAGACCAACAUAGACAGAGCAGACAUCUGAUCUCUAGAUUACAUGUUCUGGUGCUCUUCUAAUCUAGAUCUACAUCGCCACCCCCCUGGAGCAUGGUUCUACGUGAUAUCGGCAGUCCGCUAGCGCUGCUGAGCACCGAUCGAGCGAUGUUUAACCGUGACGUGCUUACUGUCAAAUUCGAUGACACGGAUGCGAAUGAGCUAUUCUUAAGGCUACUGGUUUGUUACUCAAUUACUAUCGAUCCCGUCAACAUGUGGACAAGGAGUAAAUGCAUGCUGAGUGGAGUCCCUGUCGAAGUCAAGAAGAUUUUGAGGAAAGGAAAGGGUUCAACUGAAGAACCACUAAGGAGUCAACUGAAGAACUACCUUUAAUACACGCGGCCUUCCAAAAAUGGACAAAGUUGCCCUCAAUGAAGGACAGAACUAGGAUCGAAAAGGGGAAAACAAUGGAAAAACCGGAAGACAAAGACUUGACUGAAUUUCCGCUUUGGAACGAGGACUCCGACAGGGCAUCUGUGGUACGUAUAAUUGAUAUAAUAUUUAUAAGUUAGUAAAAUUAGAUAUACUUCUUUGUAAGAAGCUAAGUAAGUAGUCAAUAGCAUAAGAAUUAGCAGCGUUGCAUUGUAAGAUAUUUAUAGAUGACGAAUGAUGCCACUGCCACUGAUUGAGAAAGUCAAAAAGAACGAAACGGCGUUUCAUAAACAUCAACAAAUCAGAAAAAUGUGGUGGUUAUGCUCGGUCACGAGACGAGUCCUCAGCAGACUGUGUUGCUCCGUUUAAUGGUCGCACCGAACAAGAUGUCGAUAGCUUAUUUGAGCGAAGGGGCAGAGGGAUCGUGUCUCAUUACGAGGGGCUUUUAUUUGUCAGUUGGACGAUGAUCCGUGAAGGUAUUAAGCAAUUACAACUCGUACUCGUGUCUCGUACUCGUUCAAAUGUUAAAUAAAAGUAUCAACUGCUACACCAGAAGAAGAGCUCCUUUAGCUGUAGACAUAUUGAACAUAAUCGAGGUCUUUUCUCUGAUUCAAGCAAGCGUAAGUAACCAUAAGCAAGGCCUUCAACAUCUAGUAUAAAAAUUGAUUUUUAUUGUUUUGCAUCAGUAUCUAAUGAAAAGCCGAACGUGGACGUGGCUGAACUCUGGAAGAAUUGGAAAGCUAAAAAACCGUGGGCUUACAAUGAAUCCCCGACGUCCAAGACUCAUUCAGAAGACCGAUGCGAUAUUCGCACUUCCACUGUUUCGCAAAACAAAGCAGGAACAUGUUAAGGAUAAGAUCAAGAACUCGUGACGACGUCCUGAACCUGGUACAUUAAUACUUGUAGUACGUUGUCGAUUACCGUGUUUCGUUUCCACCAUAGAAGGUUCACACAUUAGUGAUAGUCGAUUUGUACAAAUACAAUUGCUUAUGGCAUAAAUCAACGCAUUACUGGAGUACUUCUUACCGUAGAUUCACGCAUUACUGGAGAUACAUAUUUGAGCAGCUGCUCUCAAUGAGUCGAAAUCUUCGAGAACUUCGUCAUCCUUGUCAGUCUCCAGUGCAGAACUGCGUAGGUGAUAACUGCGUCUGGUUCUUUCUGAAGAGUGUGACUUUAAAUGGUUUCCACUCAUUAGGGGAAUGUCGUUCCCCCUUUCCCUUCUUACUUAGGAGCGACAUUCUCGUAUCUUUGUUCUCAAUGCGUAGCAUCAUGCAUACUUUUCGUCUGGUGUUGACUAAAGUGCUGGUGAUUUUUUUUUUAGUUUUACACGCACGGACGCUGCUCUUCCUCUACUAGAAACUACUACAGCCUCAUGCCUACACCAAUAAGACACUAUGCCUCUAUCACAAACUCUACCUAUGCCUACACCAAUAAGACAGUUUGUAUUUGUUACCGUUUCUUAUUCUUAGAUAAUCUUGACAUUUAAGUGCACUUAUGGAUGCAUCGUUUUUCGCAUUUCUCCAGCACUUAUCUUUACUCCUGAACGAGGAGCCUCUCUUCUAGGCUCUUGCUAUAUGUAAACCCGCUUCUAAGCAUGGCUGAAAAACGAGGAGGCCCGCUAUCUGGAUGACGAGGUGAUGAAGGAGAUCGGACCUAACCCGACGGAGUUGGACGCGAACCCGCCUCAAGAUGUCGACCCAAAGAAGGACAAGCAGGAGAAACACGAACCAGCCAGCACCACACCGUCUGCGGCGCAGCCGGGGCCCGAGACGAGCGCGAGGAGUUUUCUGGAACGUGGAUCUGGCAACUCGCCAGAGCCAAACGGCGGUACUUUGUUUGAGAUUGCUUCGUUCUAGUUCUUUACUCAUGUUUCCUUCGUUUCUGAUGAUUUCGACAAGCAUGAUGCAUCUUUCAUCACAGUUUCUAGUCCUCGUUUUCGUGGUGCCUCGCACAGAAAUGCUUUUAUUAGAAUUUACGUAGAAAGUGGGAGUGCAAGUGGGCGACUACCUACUUCACUCCUUUGUCCCGUCAAAUCUCAGAAUUCAAAUUGGUAAAAUAACAGGAGCCGUGCUAAAUUUUGGAACGGAGGGCUUUCUAGCACAGCAGAAUGAGACGAGUUUCAUAUCUAUGAAAAUGGGCGCGAAGCCAUUUGAUGCCGAUUUUGCUAGUGACCUUCAUUUCAUGAACGCCACGCAAACGACCGGAAGCGAAAUGGUCUUUCUGGAGCUUGAGCUCGAUCAACAUCAGGCCAAUUUCAUCAAGGAAGUCGGCACGGGACUCGGUGCAGCGGCAAGCAAUACUUACCACGCGGCAAAGAAUGCUCUCGGUGCUGUAAAAGACUACAUCUUGGGAAACGAGAAGCCAAUCGACGAAUCUGUGCUGAUGAGUGAUGUAGCGGAAGACUUAUCGCAAAAUCUUGUCGACAACCUGCACUUCCUGUUGAACGGGGGCCUGAACAACAAGCCGGAGGAUGUGGAAAUUAUGGUGGACAAACCACCAUGUAGAUGUAUAUUAUACGAAACGAGAAAAGUUUAUUCAACUUCAUCAAAUAAUCUGUGAGAAGACGCCAUCAUCUUUGAGACCGACGAGCGCAUAGAGAUUAGAAAUAAUAGUCGGAUAAAUUUUUAAAAAAAUACUGUUACGCAUGAAGAUCAAGGUCCAACCAAGUCGUUCGGUGUUCCGCAUUCCCUGAAUUGAAUCGUUUGGUUCUUCUCUCUUGGUCUGUUGGUUCUCCGCUUGCGUUCGUCUUUCUCCUUCUGAAUGUUCUCGUUGAAUGAUAUGAUUGCAACAGGCUCAAGGCUAUGAAUCUAAUCGUGUGAAGAUCAUAGCGACCGGGAUCCUUAUGCACUGAAACCCCUCAGGAUGAUGAUGAUGGAUGGCCUUUGAUUAACGUACCACCAUCAGCAUACGAACAACAUGAAAAUGCAUGCUAUUUAGGUUGUGGAUGUUACUCGGUAACACCACCACCACAACAACAGGGACAAGCCUGCCAGGGGCGUAAUAUCUGGAAGGCUGUAGGCCCUUACAUUCAUCCACACCCUUAAAACUUUCCAAAAUGGCCAACCUCGAACACGAUGGCGCAGGGGAAUACCCCGGCCAAAACGCUGCCCAACACGUCCAACAAGGUCAACCCGGCCAGAACUCUGCCCAACAUGUCCAACAAGCUCAACCCGGCAACGCUUACGGAAUUGGACAAGACCAGCCCGGCGCCAUUGGUGGCGGCGUCGGGGCCGACGUUUCAGGAAUGGACCCCGGAAAUUCAGGAACUUGGAACCCAUGGCUUUGGAACAACAUGGACGCAGCGGUGAACACGUUGGCAACGGCAAGCCAAGAGCAACGACAGGCAACGGCGGCCACCAUGGCCAUGGUUCAGGAACUUAGACGGGAAAGCAUUCAGGAAACAACCGCGAAAGCAACCCAACGGGAAGAGGAAAGGGCGGAGCGAGCCGCAGAGCGUGCGCGGAGGAAGGACGAAGAGGACACCAAGCGAGCGGCGGACGCGCUCAGGGCUGUCCGAAAGUUCGAAGGCCGAGACCAGGAGGCUUACCACAGAGAAUACGAAACAUGGCGGGUCGGUACGCUGAAGGCGUUAGACUUGGCAGGGCUUUCGGAGUUUCUCAGCGGUGGCGCGGACUGGCUGGCAGAACUUGCACCAGAAAAGGCCGAGAGAGUUCGCACCAAGGCGCGAACCCUCGGGGGGGUCCUUCUAAACACGUUAGAAGGCGAGGCACACCGGUUAGCCCGACAGGGUGACACCAACGACCACGAAACGAUCCGGAAGAUUUUCUCGAAACUCGAGCUGGAAAAGGCCUGCCCAGGUCUAGCAGGCACGAUCACGAGAAUUCAGAGGGUCAUGAACGUGGCAAACAACAGCAGCGGGGCUAAGACGGUCACUCAAUUGAUGAAUUCGGUUCGCGAGGAAAUUCGUGAUAUGAAAGAUGUCAAGCCAGAGGCGUUAGCGAUCGCUAGCAUCCUGAUCAACCUAGGUCAGUCGUGCAAAGAUCUUGCUCCUUUUCUCCUGGACAAAGCUGAAGUGGAUUUGGCUGCUGUGGAAGCCUGCUUGAAGCAGCGCGAGCAGAGUCUUCUUGCGGCAGCAGGAAACGGAGGAAAAAGGAACGACAAGACGCACAGCAUUCUUUCUAUCUCGAAAGGACCACGUGCAGGGGAUCCGGGAAAGAGAAGUUGGAAGUGCAGAAAGUGCCAGACAAACGACCACGGUUGGUUUAGGUGCCCACACAACCCCGACGCAAAGGCAAACAAGCGCAAGAACAACGACAGGGACCUGCGGGGACGCAGUCCGAGUCGUGAGCGCCAAGACAACAGAAGCCGCAGCCGAGGACGCCCUUCUGGAGGUCGAGAAGACCGGCACAGAAGCAGGUCCGGAAGCAACAACAACAGGCACACGAGGGACAGAAGCGCCACGCCGGCCCGAGGGAGGUCGAGUAGCGUGAGAAGCGUGAGAGCCCGGAGUGCCAGCGGCAGCAAAAGAAGCGCAAGCGCAACCAGCCAGGACACCCUAAGCAGCAGCGAAGAAAGCCAGAGGAGCAAGUCGGUAAAGGUACAAUCUAGAUUAAGUGACAAGAAGUCUUCGCUAAGUUUGGUUAACAGUAGUAGUUUAAGUAAAAACGAAGAGACACAAAACAACAAGAGAAACAAACGCACAAGUAAAAGCGUUUGGUCAGAUGCUAGUAGUGUUAGCGAUGCUGCAUCCGAGUCGGAUGUAGGGACAGGUAAAGGGCUAAAGAGGACCAAAGUUAGUCAGUAUAUGGUGAGGGCCAUAAGGACAAUCAGCGGGAUCGCGCGACGGAGUCGCAACGCGCCGACACAGGCAGACCAGGAUCUGUGUGUCGAUGCGAUAGUCGAUAGUGGGGCUGAGUCGUGUUGCUCACCAUAUCUGAACCACUUUGAGAAACUCGGGGCCAGAUGCGUCCUAGUAGCAGCAUCGGGGGAGAAAAUUCCUGGAACUGCACGGGAAGGAAUUUUCAGAAGUAGCUCGUUGAGAGAACUUCGCCACGGGGUCUACCAUCCAAGGCUAUCAGAUUUCUAUAUCUCCGUGCCGCAGAUGCAGCAGGCAGGGGACAUGGUAUCAUUCCCACCGGGCGGAGGGGUGAUACUGAAGGGACCAACGGGGGAACACGUGGGGACCGGGGGAGGAGGACUCCUCCCACGCGUGGCCAUCUCCUUUGAAGCUGGCCUGCCCACGGAGUUAAGGAUCGUAGCAGGGAUUAGAACCACGCAGGACAUGUGCCCCGAAGUCUUGGAACACGAGAGAUCAGGGCACUUCCUACCCCUACCAAAAGGCAUGCUUUGUGCCGCCUGUAUGGCGACACAAGACCACGGCAAAAAGGCGGCCAAGAAGGUCAGGCCUUCUAUGUGGGAACCUACACGCUCAAACCAGAGGUGGCAGGUUGACUUCAAAGAUCUAGCAAGCGACCGGCAGGAGAGCAUGUUUGGCAAUACGGUCAUCUUUGGGGCCAUCGAUGACCAUGAUCGGUGCCCGAUGGUGUUGCCAAUAAAGUCCUCCAAGUAUGCCGAUGAAGCUAUGCGAAAGAUCACGAGGUACACAAGGCCGCCGGAGGAAAUUCGGUCGGACAACGGUCCGGAAUUUCAGACAGAAAAGUGGGCUAAGAUGCUCGCUGACUUGUACAUCCUAGCAAAUUCGUACGCGCCACCAUACUCGCCUACGAGGAACUCUCGGAUCGAGCGUUUCUGGAGAACAGGCGGCAACAAAGUCAGGGCACUAAUGUGGGGAGUCGACGGUAGGUUGGCGGACCUGUGCUGGAUGCUGGUAGCCUUUCUCUAUUCGAUUCGCGAGAGAGAGUUCAGGGAGCAGGAUGGAACAAGAACAAAGACCACGCCGUACGAACGACGUCACAAGAGAAAGCCAAACUUCGGAAAGUUGAGAAGAUUUGGGUCUUUGUGCUUCGUUCUAGACGAACACCCAGCCAGCAAGAGCGCACCCAAGUGGCUGCCGGCUGUGUUCGUAGGUUACAGUCCAAAGGGGUCAGCGUAUCUCUACUGUAGCUACAACAAGGCGGGGGAGUUUGUCCUGGCCGAGACCGGCCAGCUCAAAUUCUGCGAAGCCUAUAAAGUAAGCAAAGUUGAACACCUAAAGGACCCACUUCUAUUCGAAUUGCUAAGCACGGCGGAGCCUGAUGCCCUUGCGUCAGCAUACAUGGAGCCGACUUUCGGAACAAGUCAGGUGCUCGAGAUGUUAUCUGAUGGAAAGCAAGAGGGAGGGCGGGUCGCUGUGGCGCAAGAGUCGAAGGCGGGGGGCCUUGGUGAAGAAUCAACAGCAAAAGACGGAGCUGAGGGGGUAUCCUCAGCGGACCCAGAACAAGUUGUAGCGCAGCCUGCACAAGUAGAGGCAGUUGCUAUAAGUCCGGGGGAGCAAAAGCUGCAAGAGCAAAAACAGGGCCCAGGGCCGUCGGAACAAAAUCCCCUGGCCAGGGAAGACGCGCCUGGUGCAGUUUCUUCCGGUGGGCUUGGCACUGACGACAAAGUCAAAAGGCACUCUAGCAGUGGCGUGGAACAACCACAAGCAGAACAACUGCGGGGUAGGUCCCCGACAGUGAAGGACAGAACGAAGGGUAAAGGAAACCAUGUCGGAACAGCCACAAGUGAAGCGCGGACGGGGUAGACCUAAGGGGUCGAAGGACACGAAGAAGCGUAAGACGCGCAUGAGUAGGGACGCUUCGAGGAUCAUCGGCCGGAUCGCGUAUAGGCUCUGCAGUGAGCAGACGCGUGGUAGGUCGAAGCCUAAGAAGAAGCUCAACUACGUUGACGCAAACGCACGUGAUUCAGUCCCAGCUUCAGAGAGAAGAUCUGGACCCAUAUCGAGAAAGGAAGCUACCAGGGGACCUGAGGCAAACCUUUGGAAGGAAGCUGAUCGGAAGGAGGUUAGGGGGCUUGUAGAUGCUAAGUGUUGGCGUGAGAAAGAUGCACUGAAGGAUCAGUCGCUUCUUCGGAGGAAGCGCCCGGUGCGUGCGCACAUGGUUCGUGUGCGGAAGCGCUGUGGGCGCCGGAAGUCGCGGCUGGUGGCAGAUGGUUCCACGCAAAACCUCACGAAAGGCGAAAUCUUUUCACCAACGCCGAGCACGGUGAGCAUGAGGUGUCAGAUUGUUCACGCGGCUCAGCACGAUUGGGAAAUUGAUGGUGCUGACGUGACGCAGGCACUCAUCAAGGCGGACCUUCCUGAGCCGGAACUGAUCAGACUUCCAGAGGAAGUCCUAGAAGGUGACGAAGACCCUGUGAAAGUAGCUACAAAAGCUCUUUAUGGUUUUAAGCAAUCACCGCGCGCUUGGAACAAGCUAGCCGAUAAGAAAUUUCGUGAAUGGGGGUGGACGCCAUUACCUAGAGAAGGCGGCGUUUACUAUCGCACGGACUCGGAAGGCAAGCUAAGCGCGAUGUUGGUGUGCUAUGUGGAUGACAUCAUAGCCACGGCAAAGAAGCCGAGCAAGGCUGGCGACAAAACUGCCAAGGACUAUGUGAGUCAGGUUAACAAGGAGUUUGGUUCGACGCCUAUGGCGGUAUCAAUCGAACGUCUCAGCGAGACACGCGAAAAGCAUAAGUUUGACUUUGUAGGGAUCGACGUGGACAUCCACUAUGAAAUUACCAAAAGCGGCGGUAGACGCUUUGAGAAGGUAAUCUUUCAGGGUGAGAGCAGAGCCACAAAGAUUAUGAAAAAGUGGAAUAUGUUCGACUGCGCUGAGAAGUCCACUCCAUCGUGCCCGAGGCAUAGGGACCAAUGGCGUCAAUUGGCUAAGGAAGCCAAGGAGAAGCCAGAGUCCAAGGAUGAGAGUGAGCAUUCGAGCUUGUCGGAUAUUCACACAGAUAAGAGUGACAGUGAAGCAACUGCAGGUUCAGAGUCUGACAAGACUAAACCGCAGAAAACGGGGAAAAGGGUGAAGAAGAAAAGGGUAGACUCUGAAUGGAGCAACAAGGCAGUAGCCGGCGAGUUAAUGUAUCUAAGUUUGUCGUCUAGGCCGGACAUCACCGAGGCGGUGAAUUCGGCGGCUAGAUGUCCUUUCGAAGACCACCAGAAGCUAAUGCUGAAGAGGGUAAUGAGGUACCUUCGGGGCACGUUGGCUGUGGGUGUCGAGUGGACGCCGACGAGCUGGAAAACAUACAAGACGAACUACGAGCCGUUGUGGAUUCAGGGCGCCCCCCUUACCGUGAGCGGUGAACCAGAACCAGUAAGCGAAAUGUCUCCUAUCGGAACUUUUUCUGACGCGGACUUUCAAGGCUGUCCGUCUACAAGUAAGUCAACUACAGGCACGAUGAUGACGUACUACGGAGUUUGCGUGGCUUGGAGGUCCAAGCGGCAAACGAUCGUAACACUGUCUACGCCUCAUGCCGAGACGGUAGCUAAGUGUGAGUCGAUUCAGUAUGCGCAAUCCAUCGCUUUCGUUGAUAUUGUACCCGGCACAGAGUGCAAGAACCAGGGCUAUGCCAAUACUCCUCCCGCAUGGGUUGACAAUAAACCAGCACUAGACCAAGCGACGCAAGAGUUCAAAUGUGCAGGAAGUAAACACUACCAAAGCAGGCGACACUUCGUGUGCGAUCUAGUUGAUCGAUGUCGCCACUGCCCCACCGGGUUGGUGAGGGCUGAUGGCCUCACGAAGCCAGUAUCUGCGGAAACUCUAUGGCUAAUGUUAUAUGGUGUAGAGAAAACUACUAGUAUAAGGUCCAUUCUACAAAUCCCAAAUUCACACUUUUCAGGUUCGUGGCGACAAGCGGGGACGCCGGUGAGGAGCAGCACAACAAAACGAGUCCAGUUCAAUCCCGUGGUGACAUGGAUUACCUGGACAAAGGAGAAACGAGAAGAGAAGAGGAGGAAACUAGUAGAAAAGUCUACUAGAAGAAGAAAAAGAAGAACUAGCUUAGACUAGUCGUAGUUUUUUUUGCAUUCGUAUCCUGCAUAUAUAUAUAAAAUCUUGCAUUGGGUUGGCUUAGUUUCGCUUCCCAACCCCAAAAUAACGAAUUCCGGUCGCUUAGUCCCCCUAGUGGUACUAAAAUUUUUUUCUUGCAACUAAAUAAAUAAGUCCGUCAACCAGCGGAGACAUUUCGGGGGGAGAAUGUUACGCAUGAAGAUCAAGGUCCAACCAAAUCGCUCGGUGUUCCGCAUUCCCUGAGUUGAAUCGUUUGGUUCUUCUCUCUUGGUCUGUUGGUUCUCCGCUUGCGUUCGUCUUUCUCCUUCUGAGUGUUCUCGUUGAAUGAUAUGAUUGCAACAGGCUCAAGGCUAUGAGUCUAAUCGUGUGAAGAUCAUAGCGACCGGGAUCCUUAUGCACUGAAACCCCUCAGGAUGAUGAUGAUGGAUGGCCUUUGAUUAACAUACCACCAUCAGCAUACGAACAACAUGAAAAUGCAUGCUAUUUAGGUUGUGGAUGUUACUCGGUAACGCCACCACCAUAACAACAGGGACAAGCCUGCCAGGGGCGUAAUAUCUGGAAGGCUGUAGGCCCUUACAAAUACGCCUUCAUAAGUCUGUAAUUAUACAUGUACUAAAAAUUCUAUAUAUAAUACUAUCGAUAUCUAGGGACGUAUGUACAACUGUAGAGAAUGUUUUUAUUCCGACGAGCUCUAAAAGUUACUGGUUUCUUAACGACGCGAAAGGGACAGAUGCGGCAUUCGAGAAGAUGCUAGGGCAGUUGCUCAUUGACGACCCAGCGAAAAUCCAAAUCCUUAUGAAGAUGAAGAACCUUGGUUGUAUCUGAAUCUAGUAUAAGUAGAUGAAAAAGAAUAUGAAUCUGAAUGUAUUAAAUACGUACUGCGGGCGUCGCGCUGCGCGCGCCGCUGGGGGCUAUUUUUGGACGGAGAGGAGGAGGCAAGGGCGAACGAGCAUGGGAAGAGAAGACGAGAGCGGAGAACGAGACAAGGGAAGAGGCGCGGGAAGUGCCGAAGGGAGCAGCAGAGGCGGGAGACAGGACAGCGGAGAGCAAAGAGGCGCCGGCCGGAGUAGAACCCAAGGCGAAAACGGCGGGGUGCAGCCAGCCAGCUGGACCCUUAGCGCCACGAAACAGAACCAGGCGGCCCAUUUGGUGGCGCUAAGGUCCCAGAAAGGGGCAAGGGGAACAAGGUGCCGCGCCGCGCUGCCGCCGCCACCCAGGGCACCUAUGUAAGUAUAGUGAUAGAGGCUCGACGCAGUUGCUACAAGGGUAGAGAGACGCGCGCCGCUGAACUUUCUCUCCGCGAAACAGCUGCGGAGGAGCCGCGGAGCAGCUGCGGAACACUCUGCGGAACACUCCGCGGAACACUCCGCGGAAAACUCUGCGGAACACUCUGCGGAACACUCUGCGGAACACUCUGCGGAACACUCUGCGGAACAGGCUACAGAACACGCCACGGAACAACCAGGAGCACCCAGGAGCAGCGCAGUAGGCCCCUCAAACUGAGACACGCAGGAGGCAGCUGCGGAACAGCUAUGGAACACCCCAGGAGCGUCUUGCGCUGAACUUUGCCUGCGCUCAUGCGAGCCCCUCAGGAGCACCCUGCGGAGCCCGCGCGGAACAGCUGCGGAACAGAUACGGAAUAGCUACGGAAAAGCUACGGAACAGCCGCGGAACAGCUAAGAGGCGCCCAGGAGGCUGCAGGGGGCACCCGCUUAACAUGGCCCCGCCUCCUCCACCAGAAAAAUGCGCGGGAAUGAAUCGAUUAGUAUACUAAAAUAGCUACACAAGUACAAGCUAGUAGUAGUCUGUCCUCCAUUGGCGGUCGUCUUUGAUCGAAUGUGAGUCAAAUAAUCUUCGAGUUCGAUGAAAAGAUCAAAGUCAAAAAUCAGUACAAUCAUAAUCGUUGGUUUAUUGGAAUUAGAUCGAGAUUCUUCUAAUCUCUGCUUCGAACCCCCAAAGCUUGGCGACGACAUCCUUGGAAGCAGUCUGGUUUAUCCUUUACCUUUAAGGCUACCAACAACAUAAAGUCAUUGAUCUAUCUUCUUCUAGUACGUUAUCCUAGAACUUCUAGUGCGCAUCCUUCUAAAGCAGCAGUAUAUCUAGGAAAAGUCAUAAUCAAUUUGAAUUUUCAAGAAUACGCUUAACAAGAAGGGAUGAGCAGCUUGGGUGACUAACUACUGCCCUCACCGUGCUUAGCUCUAAGUCUGUCGGAAGCAGCAAAAAAAGUUAGCGACAAAGUGUCAGGAUUUUUCAGGUUCGACAAGAUUGUUUCAAACCGCUUGGCGGUGCUUGUGUUAAACGAGGUCGUAUCGCCCGCAUGGAAUCAUGUCGACGGCAAGAGGAAGGGGGAGGGAGGACUCUUUUUAAGGCUUUUUAUAGUAGUUGAUUCUUCUAAAUCUGUACUCGAUAGAUGAAAAGUUCAAGUUAUUUAUAAAUGUUAUAUAUGACCAAAACAAUUUUAGGAUGAGAUAAAAGAAAGGAAGUCUUUGAACUCCUACUCAAGAAAUAUAUUUAUAAUUAACGUAGCCAUUUUGGCUCAAGGGUCUUCCAACACAAACAACACCAAACAGGCAAAAAGUGAAAAUGUCCUCUCGCUGCACUCGUCUCAGUCCUGUAUGAGGAUUCUUUUCAUCUCAUGCAAAUAAGAUUCUUGACCACUAUCUAAAGUUCCUCUCAACAACUUAUUUGUAACUAACCAAUGAAAGCGCCUACAAUCUAAACAAAUUCAUCACCCUUCCUAUAAAUGUAUAUAUGAUCAUAUGUAUAUUUUAUAGGAAGUUCAGCAAGAUGCUCGUCGUCGUCCUCUUGACAUCGAUCAUAGUACAUUCUUGAUUGAAUGCCUGCAACUAUAUAUAAGCACAACUACAAGUGGAGUACGGAAAGGCACCCUAUGCGGGUUGUGUCGGGUUAUUCAAUGAUUUUGGAUUUGGGCCGUCACAGCGCUAAUUUCUCCUGUACCCUUCGGCCACCCGGACCAGGAUCACAAAGUUCUGCAAAAAAUCCUGAAGAACAAUUACGGCGAUUUGCAUAAGUACCAAACACUCAAUAAUAUUGGCUCCACAAAAAUCUUCUAGAUGAAGUAACGAUACUCAGUUGGCUUUUUUACUGCAGUUAGUAGAGUUGUUAUGAAGACUAGAGAGCAGAAGGCGAAAUCGAAUUUGUUGUAAUUGACUAAGUAGAACAGACAGUUGUGACAGACUGAGGAGGAGAAGGGCCAGUUCUGCUUCUGUCCUCUACUUCACAGACUUGUUGUGAUAUUUAGAAUCAUAGACUUUGAGUUGUCAUCAAUGUCUACCACAGGAUGGAGAUUGAUGAGUACGGUGUGGCAAGAGGAAUACAUGGGAUCGACGUAGGGUUUGACUUUGAUACAAUGCAAUACGAUACAAUCCAAUAAAUCUCGCGCAAGAAUCUGUGCCUAGGAACAAAAUGGCCGCGAUCCUCGAGGAAGAUAUUAUAUUACUCGAUGAUAUUUAAUAUUAGUAGUAAAAAGUAGUAUUCCUGAGGCUGAGCUCUUCCGCUUCUAAGUUCUGGAAGAUGCCGAGAUGAAGAACAAGAAGAAGGACAUCGAGCAGCCAGCGGAAAAUGCCGAGAAGAACAACAACAUGGAGGCAGCACGUAAGAUGGACGAGGGGGAUAACGCGGCCUCACUCGACACGAAGGAGGAGGUCGGAAGGGUAACGAUCAAAGAGCUUGCCCGUCCGAUGUCGGACGUGGAAGCUGCGUGGCAGAAAAGAACCGAUAAUUACGGUUAGCGCCUUGAUUUUAUUCAAAACCUUAAAAAUGUGAAUAACAAAUAUUACAAUAACGACCGAGUAUCUGAGAUUGGUAUCCAGAUCAUGCGCUUAAGCUUAAUUCAGUUUAUCGAAUAAAUUGCCAUCUCCUCUCAAAGCUUCUCCCUAACUGAGGUAGCUUUCUCAUUCUCUCGAAGGUAGAGUGUGUAAUAAGUGACAAAUUGUGUCCAUGUAGUUGUUCGCGUUGAUGAAAAAGUGUGUACAUGUAGAGCACUGAAAGCGUAUCAUGUAAUGUUCAUCCGCUAAAAGAAGUAGUGCAACUCCAAAUGAAGCAGAGCCAGUAAGCACCUAAGUGCAAGAUCCCCAUACUUUUACCCUGUUGCUGUUGCUCAUAUACGUAUUAUAUAUACUGAUAAACAUAUAAAUAUAGAUCAGUACGCAGAUGCAAUGUCGACGAAGAACACUCUAAGAGAAGACAAAGUCGGCGACUGGGUUACGCCGGUUCACAACGCAGAACUACAGGAUCGCGUUCGAACUAUGAAUGGACUUCUUUAUUGUCUCUUUCUUGCCCGCAAGUCGUGGUAUCUUCCCAACGUAACUAAGUAGGAGGUGCUUAAAGAUCUUCUUUCUCGUUUUCAUCCUGGCCUAAGGAUGAAGGUCAUAAACACUAUUUGGUGUAUUCUACUAACAGUAACACAUGCUGCAUCUCAUAUUAUUUUUUUACAUCAACAUCUUCGCAUACAACAUACAUAUUUAUUAUAGCCCUCUUUUUUACCUCCUUCAGUUUCGAUUCCAUGGCGAUGCUACUUGUGUUUUGAGUACUCUGCUGAGAUCCUACUACUGAAAUACAUGAAGCCUCUAAAUUUCAUGGCAACCGGAUUAUCGGACAAGGAAAUAGAUGACGUUUUGGAAUUUACGAAAUUUGAAACGAGCAGCGCCGAUGCACAGAACGCAGAUGGCGUCGUUCAUGCUCAACCCGUCUGGAACUAUGUUACGACAGGACAAUGGAUGAACUACUUUAGAAGUACGAUUUUUUAGUAGGACUAGGAGUUUUUUUGUAAUCCGUAGGGAAGUUGGACUUUCAUUGUUGCAACGGGAUCACUCAUUCAGACUUCUUGUGGUCGAGGACUUAUGUAUGCGCGCGUAAUUCGCCUAAUCACUUUUACUUGAAUAUAAAUAUGUCUACUAUGCUAUACGGGGACAUCAGCUACAAGUAGUUUAUUUGAACGCUACAUCUAGUAGUACUAGGACUAGCUUCGUUCAUGUAGGAGAAGAUCGGCGAUGGCAGUGAUCUUCAGUCAGAGCUAAAGCGAGCGGUGGUUUUCAAGGUCUAUCUCGAAUCCGACGACGCAGCACUACCGCGUGUUGAGGUUCUUUACGGUCCUCAUGAAGUUUGCAGCUCUAUUCUAAGUAGUAGUUUAUUUUUUUACAGAGGAUUCAUCGUGGUGAUGUGAAUACUUAGUGAUGGGACCGCGGCGAAUGAGGUUGCUAUAAAAGAUAGACAUAUUCAUUGCAGUUCUUCUAACAGUCCGUUGUAUCUAUUUUAUGUACUUAUAAUGCAGCUCAUAAAAAAUGUUUAAUAUGUUAGCAAAACCAAAAGAUUCACCGUAUGUAGACUAUUUCAGUAAGAUGAUGAACAAGAAAUACCACGAGUGAAUCCGCUCCAUCAGGUUCAGGACUCCUGAUUAAGCUGAUUCACUUCUUAAUAAAUGAUCAGACUGAGGCACUUAGUUUGGCGAGAAGAAGGCUUAGCUUCUAUUUCAAAUCAUCAAUAAAUAUUACACUUAGUCUUUGGUCUUCUAUUCUAUUUUAUUUCAGGUCGGUGCAUCAAUAAUCAAAAAUUAGAUUUAGUUGUGAAGAGAGUCUCCUUCUAUUUUUCAAGUCACUGCCGGCAACAGACAAAUGUAAGCUCGAUGCAUUCUCUUCAUAAUUGACGGGUGGUGACCACAAGCGUCCAGCUGAGUAUCAUGUACCCGGAGAAGUUGGAACCCGGCAUGGUUCAAGGUUUCAUUCAUGUUAAGGCUGUAUAUGUGAUUCAUCUUUGACUGCGUCCGUCCCGGAAAAGCACUAUGCCCGAGCAUUUCCGCACUAGUACAAUUUUGAAGGAUGUAGUAGAAUUUUGAAGAUGAACUACGGAGAAGUCUAAUGAUUGAGUGAAGAAAUUUUUCGGAAAAAUGGAAACAGUCCCGGAGAAGAUAAGCCUACAAGAUUAAGGCUGUGGCUGUCGUUUUUAUCACUUAGAUACGUACCGAUGUAGUCCCUUCUUGAUUCAGAUUCAUUCUCUUCAUCAAUCAUGAAAUAAAAUAAACAGAGACCACAGAAGAUGAUGAAUCUGAAGACAGUUCGCACUCGUCUUAAAUUUUUUAUUCAUUUUGGCUCAAGUGCGAAUACGAAAAUAGCAAAUACAGAGAGAAGACGAGAGAAAGAGAGGUAGGUGCUGACUGGCUUCUCCGCGGGCCAUAGAUGUGUAAGCGUAGCAGCGGGCAGGCCAACGGGCCUUCAUUGAUCCCUGGAAUAGAAAAGAUGAAGUCUGCCGGGUGAGACCCAAUAGAUCCGUCGUCAGAUCCGCCCUUGCCCGGGCGCUGAUCGUUGUUGUAGAACGCGGAUCGGGCGCGCAAGCGCACUACGACCCAAAAUCCCAAGGCAGAGCAGCUUGUACCGAGAACCGUGGAAGUUACACUAUCUAGUUCAGGACUAACACCAUCAUCAACAAGGCGGCUCGCACAUAGAGCGGCAGCUAUAGCAAUACAACGGAACUGCGAGGACUCUCUCCUCCACAAGGCGGCUCGCACCUAGAACCGCGGCAGAGCGCGUCGAACAGGACAUCGCACACUCUUCCAUCAAUAAGGUAGCUUGCAUACAGAGCCGCAACGUCCUGUAUCGCACAGAACGCGGAGCACAACUCUCUCGACAAGGCGGGUCGCACCUAGAGCCGCAGCAGAGCGCGCCGAACGAGGCAUUAAGCACUUAUUCAUCAACAAGGCGGCUCGCACAUAGAGCCGCAAGACUCCGUGUCGCGCGGAACGCGUAGCACAACUCCCUCGACAAGGCGGGCCGUACCUAGAGCCGCAGCAGAGCGCGCCGAACGAGGCAUUGAGCGCCCAUUCAUCAACAAGGCGGCUCGCACAUAGAGCCGCAACAUCCCGUGUCGCGCGGAACGCGUAGCACAACCUCCUCGACAAGGCGGGUCGCACCUAGAGCCGCAGCAGAACGCGCCAGACGAGGCAUCAAGCACCCCGUCAUCAACAAGGCAGCUCGCACAUAGAGCCGCAACGCCCCAUAUUGCGAGGAGCGUGAAGGGAAACCUGCUCGACAAGGCGGGCCGCACUUAGACCUGCGGCAUAGCGCGUCGGACGGGGUAUCGAGCACCGCUUCAUCAACAGGGCAGCUCGCGCUCAGAGCUGCGCCAAUCCGUGUCGCGCGGAACACGCACAGUAGACCUGCAGCGCAGCGAAUUGCGCGUGUCGCCGAGGACGUGCCCGCGAGCUAGAUACGCUACGCACGGAGCGCGUUCGCCGCACGGAAAGCGGCGUCUCGAGGCCCCACCUACCCGAGCGGAUGCUCCCGUUCCCGUCGGACCUGUACGAGGAGGGCGUAACGUUAACGUUGGGUCACGGCCUCAGACCAAGCAGCGUGCGCAAAUACGAGAGAUACGUUGUCGAUAUCCUGCGCGGCAGCGGGAGGAACUUGAAACGCGGCUCCUUCCCGCAGACCCGGAACACAAUCACAGACUGGGUGCAGGUGAAGAGGUUAUUCAGGACAUUGCUGGAACAGGUGAACGAGGACAACUUUCACGAGAACUGUGCUGCACUAGCUGCAGUUCAGCGCAUGGUGAAUAGUGGCCGACUGCUAACCUACUGGGUGUGGAAGGCGCCCGAGAACGUAGACCCGGAAACCACUCCGGAGCCGGCGCCGGUGAAGCGGGUGACACACGUAGCGAUCCCAACGUGGCGUUGAGUCGAGAACGCGUUUCAGGCCGCACAGUACAUCGCGCGCAUGCGUGUCCCGAGUCUGUGGCGGGCCUGGACGGUCGUCAGCGUCAAUAUGAUGCCCGAGCAAGUCAUCGGUGCGCGCCGCUUUAUAAAGCACCCUGAGUACGGCCCGUUCGAACGCGGAGACAGAGAAUCGAGUGAGUACAUCUCGCUUCAUAUGGAAGCGGAGGCUCGCGCGGGUUUGGCGGGCGCCUCCACCGAGACGCGAAGCGCGGCGUGCGGAGAAACCUAUCACCAGCAGGAAAGGUGGCGGAGGAAUAUCCUAUGCGGACGUCCAGACGACGGGAAGCAGCGGAGAGACCUGAGAGCAGCGGAAGCACGGCGCGCACCUCUCGGAACGAGAUUUGCGCCCCCUACGGUCUACAUCCGCGAGAAGUCCGCGAGAGAGCGCGCCGCGGAAAUAAGAACAGGAGUUGCAGGGGCGCGUAGACGGCCGAGAGACGGCUACGUAGCGGAUGCGACUUCGGACUCAAGCAUGGAAUCACCAACAGGAGCAGCCGAGAGGAUACGUCAGUCCUGGGCAAGCAUCGGUCAGAGGAAUGCCGCUCCCGGGAAGGGCGGUUGGAGUCGCAUUCAGCGCGAGCGCGGCGGCGGCGGAGUGAUCGGCGCCGUCAACAGGACGUACUCAGAUCCAGGCCCACAAAGCGACUACCGAUCGGACAGACCGACUUCAGCGCUGGCGUUCGAGCGAGGCUCGAUGCGAAGGUGCGCGUGGAGCUCAAGAGCGCUUUCUCGCGGUCGCGCGCUUCGGGCCGCCGAGCACACGGCGCAAGGCUCCGGCCGGGCACCGGUACGGUGUAAGGAAGGGUCGCCGCCCCUUCCCGCAGCAGGAAACGACCUCCCAGGAGAAGGUCCCCGGGAGCGGACUGCAGCGAGAGUGAUGUCCCUAGCUCACGCUCAAGGAGUGGUGGAGGUGCUCCCCCGCAAUGACGAAUACAGCACCGGCGAAGAGGUGCUGGUCACGGAAUGGACGGAGUGUUUCACAAGCGCGGGCCCCGCGCCGCCGAAACCGAAGCCGAUGUUGAACCCAGCAGGAAAAGGAGCAUGGGUGAGCGGCUGGAAAGGAGUCGGCACGGACGGACAAUGGCGCUUCUGGAAAGGGCAGAAGAACAGGCCUGGUAUAGUGCCCGCGAGCAAGAAAGGAAGUUGCAAACAGGGCGCAGCCGCACGCGAGCGUAAGGGCGCGGGCGGACCAAUGCCUUUCGCACCGAAAGGCGGAACUCCGAGGGCAGUGAGAGCAGAGCUGCGAGGCGCACACGCGGACGAGCGGCUGAAGAUUUUCAAAAGUCGGCCGCACGGCGCGAUCGUAAGCAUGGCGGAGACAGAGGCUCCCCGCCCGGCCACGAGCAUCUCUCUCCAGCGAGUUCAACGGCGAGCGGAGAAGCCAAGGACCGCCCAGGAGCGACCCGUGGCUGCGCGCCACGCGAGCAGCGGCAGUUCAUCAACGUCUUCGAGCCGGCAGAGCAUCUCAUCAUCAUCGACAUCAGAUUCGGAAGCAUGCCCACCCGGUGAACCAUGCGUGCUGCAAGCGACACAAGCUACGCAGCCUAGCUCCAGCAUGACAACGGACGACACAGACGCAGUGACGGGCCCUCCGGCGAAGAGAGCGAAGACGCGUGUGACUGCCGGACUUUCGCAGCACUACGCAGUGGGAGCAACGGCGAGGCACGCUACAGUGAAGCCGAUCGCGGCGCUCCUGACCUCGAAAGCGAGGGCAGCGAUCUUGCACGACGGAGAAGCGAUCAUCCUGCCGAGGGUGGGGUCGCAGGAGUGCAAGGCGGUCUUCGAAGCGGUAGCGUUAGUGUUCCUGCAAUCGGACCGCGGGCCGUGCCACGACAUGGCACCAUUCGCCCUCGCGCGUCGUGUCUCGAGCAGAUCAGCAAUGGUUCUGUCGAUAACGCACCCUCAUGAGAAAGGUGCCCCAGUGCAAGCAGCAGAAGUGGCGAGGAAGAGACGCGCGGUCUUAGAAGGCAAGAUGCGACCGUAUAAGGACUGGGCAGCGCGCCUUUUCGUCUUCACAGCCAUCCUGGCCGACCCGACGAGGAUGGCGAACUCGACGGACGAUCAGCUAGCAAGGAUGCCAGCAUCGCAGCGUCAUCUCGCUUUUGAGGAGCACGAGCCGCACGCCGUGAAGGCCGAGUACAUGACAGGGAACAAGAAACUGGCGGCGUUUGAGAUACCAGACAUGUACACGGAGAUGAUGCUGCCGAACGGUGAGUCCGCUCUUCUGGCAGCGUACGACGCGAUGCCGCGGAGAUUCGGCGGCGGCGCGGAUUUGCGCGCAGGCUCGCACCUUGACGAGCACGUGCUGAAGGUGAAGUGCGGAAGCAUCGAGAUAUUCCCGACGCAUUACGCGGACUGGUGGAUAGUGAGGCAGCUGACGGACGGAGACGCACCGCAGGUGUCGUUGCACGAAUGGCCGCUCCCGACUUUUGUGCGGACAGUAGCAGCGAUCAUGAGAGCGGAGGCUGACCCGUGGAAAACAAGAUGGCGGUGGAUGCGAAGAGACGAAAUCGAGCAGUAUUGGCCAUCGCAUACGACACUCGAGAGAGGUCCAUCCGUCUUCGCGGCAGCGAGACCAGUGAGAGUGCAUGCUGCGCAAGCCGACAGCACUGAUGACGACAUAGGCGCCUUCGGCGAUGACGCAGUUCCACCGGACCGAUUUUGGGCGGACUCCAUGGACACCACGGACAGGAAUGGCGGCCUGGUAUGGAACAUGGGCGGGUGGAGCGCGCGCAUGCGUCUAGGCGAGUUAGCUUUUCUGAAGAUGCCGUUGGUCAUCGCAGUGCAGGAAUUUAAGCGCGCCUUUUGGGCGCGUGAGGAUAGCCAAGUAGCUUUCACUAAGAAGAAAGUGAGAGGGCAACCUGCGCCAAGAGCAGCGAUUCUGAGGGGCGGGUCGGAGGUAACAGCCCUGGACUUCGCAGUGGUAGCAUCGACAGAUGCAAUCGGUCUUGCAGCACCAGACGGAACGGGCGGAGCAGCGGUCCUCUUGAGGGCGGAUCAGCUGUUCCGCUUCGUCGCGUCGACGAGUGUGGUGUUGAUGGCGGACCCGGAUGACAAGACGGACGGCCACACCGCCAUGAGAGGCGCAGAUGAUUUCUUGGCGUACAUCGCGGCGGCUGUUCUGGAUACGAUCAUCGUGAUAUCAGCGUACUACAGGACGCCGCGAUCAUGUAGGCCAUUGAACAUCCCAGCGAUAAAAAGAACGAUGAACAAGUACAUAGCGGAUUUAGGCAAGUAUAGGCAGGGCCGGCAAGUGUGGCUGAUGGGUGACUUCAACUACAUCCGAGGAAAGACCCGCCCAUCGGAUCCAUCUCCGGCGCUCUUAGCCGCAGCGUACAGGCCGCUGCAAGUCUUCGCAGGACACCCGGUGCAAGGCAUCGGCCCGACGUGCUGGCGAGCAACCGCGCACGGAGGGGAGCCGACAGCGAUCGAUCACGUGUACACAUCGGCAUUAGCGGCGCGCGGAAGCGCGAUUGAGCGGUGGCACGUGAGGAAAUUUGCGCCGUGCCUGAUAGGCCCUGAAACACCUUUCGCGCAGGUACCGACGGAUCACGCAGCGCUGUGCAUCCCAGGCUGGCUGUUCGAGCCCGCUUCAUCACAGGAAGACAUGUUCGCCGCAGCGAAGGAAGCGUGGGCGAAGCAUUACGCAGCGCUGGCCUUGAGGUGCCCAAUAAAGGUUUCGGCAGCUUACUCGGACAUCAUGUUCCCGGUCGGGCAAGCAUGCCUGAAGGCCGCAGUAGCAGUAAACGCAGCUAGCAUAGCUCACGGGUACGAUUAUCUGGUGGACUGGAGCAGGCGGACCAAGUUUGAUGAGCGGGCGUACGCGACGGUCCUCGCAGACCACAUCGGGCGUCGCACGUUCCGCCCGGCGGCGCUUCGAGACGUAAGGCUCGGCAAGAACGGAGCGUCAUCGGAAGGUCACGCGGAGCGGAACACCACGUUGCAGCAGGGUCAUCGAGCAAAGCCGCUGAGGAAUCUAGCAGACCUCGAGCGCGUGAUGACGCACGUUGCAGUCAAGAGAAAAUUUGUGAGAGCGAAGAGAGUGGAUCAGCAUGAAUCGAAGAUAGACUGGUCGAGGGACGUCGAUGACAUGACGGCCGCAGGCGUAGCAGACGAUGAGAAGAAGAGACCAGCGAACGUCGCAGCGUUCGCGAAAGCCGCAGCUGCCUUGCGGACCGGCCAGUCAACGAAGGAGGACAAGCUGUUUAACAUCAUAGACGCAUGCAAGGCCGCGCUGUACGGCAGCAAGCGCGGAGACCCCGCGGGUGAGAUAUCGCACUGCGUGGCGGGCGCGCUCGCAGCAGUGGGCGCAUCGGAAGUAGCUAAAGGGCUACUGUUAUCGCACCUUUGCAAAGCGCGGCUUAUCCGGGAAUCGACCAGGACCCUGUUGACGGCUCCGGAUAGGCGCGAACUGUACAGGCAGGUCUUAGCAGUCGCGAAGGCCACCCCACCAUUACCGAUGUCCGCGCACGAGACGAGAGAGCUGCUGGAAAAAAUGGCAGCGAAACCACAUAUGCGUUCGCCGAACGGCGCGAGGAAAUCUAUGGUGACUGCGAUGCGGCACCACCCGGACACCGUGGAAGCGCUCCGCUGCGCGGUCAACGACACUACAGCCGGUAUAGCGUCGACGACACUAAGAGCGUUUGAGCAGUACAUACGGCCGGAGCGUAAGGCGCUAGUGGCAGCGGCUUUGCACAAGAGCGGUCGCACGGACAGAGCGCAGAAGCUAAGGAUCGCCGUGUCAGCCGAGAACCUGCAUAGGAUUGCUGCGCAGAAGUGCUGCAUUCGCAUAAAGCAGAGGAUGGAGAGGAGCGGUCUGCUCGGCUCAUGGAUAGGCACCGGAAGACCUGGCGCAGGUCUGGACGCGGCUUUUCGACAGGAGCUAGACGCGAUCGGCAACAUAGCGCAUAGAAGAAACGACCAAUGCUCGGAUCCGGAGAUGCAGCAGAUAGCCAUCAUUAUCACCACGGACUUCGAGAAUAUGUUCAAUUGCCUCUUCUACGAAGUGAUGGUGAAGACCAUGAUCUUUUACGGCGCGCACCCGCACGACCUGGCGUUCAUGAUGUGUCUGCAGGCAUCCAAAACAGUUUUUCUACGGAACGGCAGGAGCGUCGCAGCCCUGCGUCGUUUCUACGACCUCGUAAUCGGUGAUCCAGUCGCGAUGGAGAUAUCGUUAGGGGUCAUCGCGCCAUAUCUGGCUUCCAUGAGGCGCGCACUCGACGAGUUAGAGAAGCGCGCAGCAGCGGGGGCCGAAAUCGGCGACGCCAGCGAGUACGAAGACCAGCUCUUCAGGGAGCAGAGGAGGAUUUUGACGGCUUGGGAGCAUGAGUACCGCAGAGAGGACGUCCCUGACGAGUACUUUGACCAACGCUCGCACACUGAAGCGAGGAUACACGCGGAGACGGAAGCGACAGAAGUACCGGAAGCGCCAUGGCAGAACACAUCGGAUUUCGAGAUCUUCAUGCGGGCGUGCGUGGACGACAUCACGACCGCUAUCCGCGGAGCGAUAGCGGAAAUAAGGCGGCCUUCGAAGCGCGUACGCAUGGCGGCGAGAAUCCUGUCAAGCAGGACGGAGACGAUGUGUCGCGACUCCCAGUUAUUCUUUGCGGCCAGAGAGAAAUUCUUGCUGGCUAUCUUAUCAUGGGACCCAGUGCCUGACAAGGACGGGAUUGCGGCAGCGAUCGCCCCGCUUUUCGUGAUCUGCGGUUUCGCGCCAAGAGUCGUCUUUGAGUCGAAGAUCGUUGGAUACGUGUAUCGAUUCCCGUUAGGGGACGUCAUAGAAAAGCAGCUAGCAACCGCUACUGGUUUUUGCAGGCUCCUAUGUAUGAGAGCUAGAGCAGCGCUCGGGAAACAAAUCUCACCAGCGAUAGCGAUCGCGGUGCUCCAGCAAGCCCUAGCGGCGCCGACGACGCAUCUGUGGGGAGCCGCGAACGAUAGAUUAUCCGACGAGCAGAUAGAAGCGAUGGAACAGCGACUAGCGACGGCGUUGCUGCCGGAGAUCGGAAUAACGCCCCCGGUGGUGCAACACAUUCGAGCAGCGAAUCCCGGCAUCACGGAAAGGGAGACUCUAUUCAGUCCAAUCACCGGCCUUCAACCGAGGUCGACGGUAGGAUCCAGAAUUUCGGAUAACGGUCUGGUGAAAUGGAUGUCUUUGGCGGGAGCAUGCCGCUUGGCGGACAAUUUCAGUGCUUUAGUGGAGGACCUAGCGGAGGCUGAAGGCAGAACAAGAGACAAAGAAAAGACCCUGAUGCUCGCAAAACCGGCACCCGUGAGAGAGUCGUUUCGUGCGCUCGGAGCAUCCGGCACAGAGCCACCUCUCCUCCUCAGUAUGACACCGACGUCAGACCCCAGUAUUGCAGUAUGGGUGCGAGCGGAUCACGCAACAGCGCGCGUGAUGGGAGUCUCUGAGGUAGCGGCGAUGCCCGCAUUCGCAGUGGAGGUCCGGAUGAUGCCAGGAGCAGCAGUGAGUCCGCAUGUCGCGAGGGUAGCGAAGAACAUGUGGGCCGUCACGGAGGCAGCGAGAGACGCGAUGAACGCCGCACGCGGCGUGGGAACAAGGGUUAGAGUGGUGCGAGUCUUCGGCGCGUACACUCUGCCGAGAGUGCGCACGAUCGCGCACGAAGCGCUAUGGGCGUUGAAGCACGACUUGGCAAGCGACGGGGCGUGCCUGGAGCUGGUGAGCGCCAGGACACCAUUGGACUUGAGAUCGACGUGGCCGAAGCAGGAACGUAAGCGAUUGGCACAAAAAGACAUUCUGGACCCGGAGCUGAUGCUGAGAUCGACGGAGGAUGACAACAGAACGCUGAACUCGGGGUCAUCCACCUUGCCGCGUCUAUCGAAGCUGCGGACAUGCCAAGCAUGGCCUGAGGUGAAGCGAACUGUAGCAGAAUCUCUGGGGUGCUGUUAUGCCGCACCGCAGCGAGAGGAUGACGAGUUCGAGGACACCGACGAUGGAGAACAGAAAGGAAGGUGGGGGGGCGCGUAGCCAGGCGAAACAAGUCUGAUCCUGGUUUUGCCGGGAGACCCCCUCCACCAUCACAUUCCUGAGGCGAUCAGCGGAACCUUAAGAAGGAGCCUCUCCAUCGGAAGUAAACCAAUAAGAAUGUAGAUAGUACGAGCAGACGGCGGAGCUUCGUAUGAACAAGAACGAGCUAGAAUAAGCAGACUUCUGUAACAGUUGUGCCGCAAAUUCGGCUUUGUAGGAGACGGAGCCUCGCGCCCGCUUAGCAGCGACGGGGGCACAGGCGGGCGGGGGUUUAGCUGGGUGUGAAAAAAAAAAAAACAAAAAAGAAAUCAGGCCAGGACGGGGCCCAAGGAAACACUCAGCUUUCCCUUUGUGAACGCCAAAUGCGCCCGAACUGUCGCUGCGCUUCGAUGAAUAUGCAGCGUGAAGUUUGUUUUACAGCCAAUAGAGGACGUUCAACAGUAGAGAUCAGGUAGUAGAAGAUAAACAGGGCGCGACUGAGUCGAGUACGAACGGAGGAUAACAACAUUAACAGAAUAGAGGAAGUAAACCCGAACGAGGGGAUCAAAACAACAGCCGCACUAAGCGAAGGGAAGCAAGCGGGAAGGAAGUAAAUAUAUAAUAAGACGAAGUGUUCGGUGAGGCGGUAACGCGCGCGCGUAUUUCAGGCGUCGCCGGUAACUGUGAUCCACGUUUGUUGCGUAGGUAUUUGCUGAUGCAUACCCAGAAUGAAGAUCUCUACAGAGAAAGUUAGGUGUUGGUAUAGGACAUUCGAAAACGUGAACCAACGGAGGACAGCUCCAAGGCUAUUGUUAGCGCGUAGAAGAGCGAAGACUUAAAGUAGGCAAGACCCCUCGAGGACGAUACUUCCCGAAACACCAGUAAUAGUGUCUAUAAAGAAGGAGACGAUAGCUUUGUUAGCAUACGAACGGACUGAAGAGUAACAAAAGGAACCUAGGCUGUAGUGAGCUAUCGAAGGACGUAGUGAACACAGGAGGAACACCCAUAGCACAUUUAGCAACGGAUCGAGAGUAGACGAGCAAAAAAGUUAGAAGAUAGUGUACGUUCACAUCACACGGCUGCGCACUUCACUCAAGCAUCUCUUUCGGCCAGGAGCUGUAGUGGAAGAAUGAAGGAGAGUUCUUUUGUCCUCGACACUGAAUACGGUAGCGCGCACAGACUCCGGGACAGCGAACUAUAAAUAGCGAUGAGGAGUAGUAGUCGGAGCGGAAUCUGAAAGCUGAGCUUCGCGUGCCUCGUAGUGAUGUCCUCGGCGAAGUCAUACCACCCGCGAUACGAUAAGUUUUACGUGACAAGUGUCCGCAUUGACGUUAGCACUCUUAUGCGAUUUUGCGAAGAUCGUUCUGCCGUAGUUACGAAACCAUCGAAGCAUAACAAGAAUCCGAUCGCAGAACUAGCCGGCGUCAAAUUGUACAUCGCGCCGGUCGACGCUGCUUACUCGCAGGCGAGAGUUCGCGCCGGAACACUAACGAAAGAAGUGAUAGAAUACGCCCUCAAGCACAGCAGAUACACGUGUGGCAUCUUCUGCAACGUUGUAUUUAUUGAGUCCGGUAAGGCGGUGAAGGAGCACGUUACUCAUAGCGAGCAUCUGAAGAACAUCGUGUCUAGAUAGGGAAGCUCACGUUGUCCCCUAGGAAAUACGCAAGACGACGCUACACAGUGCUAAUAGCGCCGAGUGGCCGAAACGUAAGUGCUAAACUCGCAGCAGGGUCCUAGAAGUGUAGCGUAACUUCCGUUGAGUUGGGGGUAUGGUGAAUCAAAUGACGGAUUUGCAGCGUCCGUUGUCGUUCAAGCAGACGGUGAGGGCGAGGGUGGCCCUUCACGUCAAAUGUUUGCGACGCGGCGCGCGCGACGUCAGUUUUAUAAUUAGACAAAUGACUGUGGAGUGGCCUAAAUGGAGAGAACGGGAGCGUGUAUCUCACCACGAGUUUAUAGGUAUAGCAGCCCACGAAGUAGAACAAUAUUUGGGGGACAUCACCGAGAAGAUGUUUGCUUGGGAGCCUCUCGCUGAGAUCUUGAAGGGGCAAGGAGGAAAGAACAAAGUCCCAUACAAGUUGAUUAGGAUUACCAAAGAAAUGGGGAAGUUCGUGAAGUCUCAGGCGUUCUCUGUCCUUCAGUACAAGGAGAUGCUCCAGACGGACGGGUGGCCCAUCAAAACUGACUUUUCUCUCGACGGGAGUGCAGGGGAUGCCCCCAUAGAGGAAAUGGCUGAUGUGGUGUCCUCCGAGUUGCAUCCUUUUGUCCUUCAAUUCAGGGCUUUCGCUGAGGAGCUCGCUGAGCUCCUAGAGCCCGGUAACAUUUUGUCGUUAGCUAACGUUGGGAUCGCUAAUGCUAGCCAUGAACAAGAGUCACAGCUCCACCUGGCAAAGACGGCCGCCUUUGCGGUGCACGUCGCCUUGCAGGACGCUCUUGUAGAUUUUAGCUACGCGGGAGGAGAAUAUGUCAAACGAUUUAGAUACCUAGACGAUCAGAUACAGACAGAAGGCCAUACUUCAGGGUACACGAGGAAGGAGCCUUUCUUCGUGCUACUGGGUAGGUACCGGAAAAGUAUGACUAAACUGGAGAAGGUCCUUGAGGAAUUUGCACCGCGCGCACGAGAAUACGUGAAGCACAGGUGUGAACCGGAGGCAGCCGCCGUUCAGAAACAAACAGAUUUGCUCGUAGGUAGGCUUCGUAGUUACUUGGAAGAAAUGACGGCGAGGUCAGACGCGGAGUAUUGGGCUAAUAAUGAAAUGGGGAAGUGUCGUACGGAAUUUUUAACCUUCGAUAACCUCGGUUACUGUGAGGUGGGAACGGUAGGGAAGGUCUUCUUGAGUUACAUAAAACUAGCGGCAGGCCAAGCAGCCGAUUUCGCGAAAGCGAUCGGCGCUCAGCGCGCAACAAUUUACCGCCCACAGGGCUGCACGAGCGUAGAGUAGAGCACUAGACGAUAGAACUAACCCAGCCCCGAACACGUAACUGAACUCAUGACCCUUUAGAGAACAUCCCCAACGGACAUGACAGAAACGAAGGAGACGCUUUUACACAUAGGAGAGCAGAGCAAAGAAGAAAUCACUUAGAAGCAACGACUGCAAUCGUAAGUACAUGGUUGUCUCAGCACGGGCACCAGGUAGCCCCCUUCAUAGGAGUGUUACACUCCGAAGACGGGAGUGGCGAAGAGCUCGGUGUAACAAGAAGUCGACUAACUAGAACGACGUUAGCAAAGUCUUCCAUUCGCGGCUAUUAACGGCCGGUGAGACCAAUAGGAUGAACGUUGAUCUUACGGAUUCACCGGAGGGAAUCCGAGGAAUAGACACUCUCCCUCAGCGUAGCAACUAACGUGACAGUCCGUAUCUAUCUCAGAGUACUGGCAUACAGCACGGAUCACCUAAUAGAUAAAAAUUUGUUUUUAUGCUUUUUGUGUGGCUGUAAUGUCCCAUCUUGUCCUGUAAGGUGGGUCCUUGCAUGUUAGUUGGAUUUGUUUGUUCUUUAUUUUGGUAGCGAGGCUUCUCUUUCGUCUCGCGGGAAUUCUGUUUGGGUGGUGUGGGUCUAGAGACUGUUCUUUUUACACGUCUCUCAGUAGUUUGUAAUCAGCGCGACGCGCGCAAGGGGAAUAUAUACGGAUCAAAGAGGAGCGCGUAGCGGAGUGGAGCACAUUUCUCGGUCGUGGAAGAUCGUAUACAGCGACAACAGACAGGACGCUGAUCGGCGGUAAGGAAUAUAAUCUGCAGGAAUGGCGUCGUCAUCAUCGGCGGCAUCAACGACCGGUCUACCGGGUUUGAGCAAUCCGUUUAGUAUAGGACAAGCACGCGCUUUCAGUAGCGCAGCGUCGAUGACGCUCCAGACGGACAUGGACGUGAUGUCGGCAGCCGCAUGGCCUGGAGCGCCGGCGGCUCCCGUUCUGCCGCCGUUAGCAGCGACCGCGUCUGGGAGGAAAUCCCGACGAGCGAAAGGGAUAAGUAUCGAGAGCCCGCAUCUGGAGCGCGGACCGACAGACGCGAACGUGCAAGGCACGCGGGUAUACGCCGGCUUCUCACACAGGCUGUUCCUGGCUUUCGGAGCAUGUGUGCAAGCGUUUGGCGAUCUCGAAUAUGUGUUCCAACUGGAGGAUCACUGGCGCAUGGUUUUCGUACCGGCGGAUGAGGUGUUUACGAACGACGGAUCACCGAUGUUCCUUCGCUUCCAGACAACCACCAACACGGUGAGCACGGAAAACGAUCAUCAAUGUAUAUUAGCAUAUAGCCUGGCGGUCUUCGCGGACCAAUUUCGAGAUAUCGGGAUUGCUCCGCUGGUAGGGGAAGCGCCGAUGCCGGAUAGCGCACAGCCGAGGGAAUAUUGCAUUUUAUCAACGAUAGCACAUUGGCCGAAUAAGCCGAACAUGAUGCCCAAGCAAUACGCGAAUAUACCAAUAUUUCCGGUCGCGCAAGCGCCGUCGGUGAUACCGUUGGCUUUAGCGAAUUUUUGGGAUACCAGCGAGAACAGAUGGUCGCGAUCGUCGCCGCAGUUUCAGCAAAGAAGGGCGUUGGAGGCAGCGGAAAGACAACCGAUGGCCAGGCUUCGGUUACCGAUGGUGACAGAGUUGCGCCAGAAAGCGGUAGAUAACGUUCGAGCCGGGCGCGCAGCUUCCUUCGGCACACCCGAGGAGCGGCCGUUCGAACUAGCGCACACAGCGACGGAGCGUACGGGAGGGCAUGGGCAAGCGACGGUAGUGAACAGCGAGCAUCAACGCGACAGCAAGUGCGGUCAGCAACGACCGCCGGCCGGGCACGCAGUGCACCCAACAGUCGUUGCGCACGUGGGCGACGGCAUUACCCGGAUCGGCUUCGAGAACGCCCCUGCAGGCCCGGACACAGGCACGCACGCCCUGGAGGCACCUAGAGCGACGAUCUCGUCAAUGAGCAGUACGGAGUUAACGCCAAUGCGGUCGCGGGCGGUCCCGGGUUCGACGAGUGCGAACGGCGCGAGCAAAGAGUGUGUCGGCAACAUCCCAGGAGCGUCAGUGCCGGAAGAGCUCGCUGCAGAGUUCCCGGGCAUGUCGCCGGACCUGCUGGCGAAGAUGUGGACAAAGAUGAGAGCCAUGUCUAGUUCUGCCGACGCCGAUAUCUCCAAGCAGAACCUGAACGGGUCAACGGUCGCUAACAAGCGCGACGGUGGGCAUGGUGUCGGCGAGAGUGCGCGGAAGAGCACUAGGAAAACGGAUGCGCGAAGAGAUUCUCGAUCGAGGAAGCAGUACGAUCACGGUAGACGCGACAACGGUGUGUCGCGCAGCCGGAGGAGCCGUAGCAGGAGCCAUGGUCGUUCAGGCACGCGCGAAAGCAAAACCCAAGCAGGCAGCAAGCGGUCGCGGGACAUGGAUGUCUACCAAGCAGGAGGCAGACGAGGACGGAAAGACCGAUGUUGAGGCCUGCUCCCACGAGGUAAAGAGCCAGCAUGUAUGAGACAUCAGGGAAGACGAUGAAGAGACAGUAGUCAUACCCACAUACAAGAGGAGGCGGCGGAGGCAGUGCACAUAUAUGAAAGGGCCGUUCUGGAGGAGAUGGCCAUUCUUGGUACGUUCGAAGCGGCUGCUAGAUAUAGAUACAUGGCACCGCGCAGAUAUAGAAACGGAUAUGUUUAGAGACCCAUUGGAGGAAUAUGCGAGGAACGCAGUGAAGAAGCGGACGGUCGGCGCCGCGGCGCCCGAGUAUGCGAAGAAGACGCUGAGGUCGAAGAUCGUCUUCUUCGACGACCUCAAUGAACAUGAGCAACAGCGUAUGAAAAAGAAGUUUAUCACGUCGCGAGCGAGCGCAGCAGCCGAGAUAGGCUGCAUCGCGGACAGGCACGCGUUACAGGCAUCUCUAUAUAGGGUGCAUGAGGAGAUCCUUUUUUGACGGAAAAGAAGGGGAGCACGCCCGCCCAGUCACCGCCGUGACGAACCGCGCAGGGACGCCGAUGUGCGGUCGCAGGGAGGGGUCGUGGGGCAGCGUGAGUAACACGAAAUAGAUAGAAUUGGAGAGGUCCCAUUUAGAUAAGUGGGUACGGUCACCGCAGCGGGCACGGGUUCACCGCCCACGCGGAACGGACACACCGGUGUUGAGAGCCCCGGCCAUACGGACGCGCGCAGGACGAGCACCGCGGCCCGAAGGCGUUGAUGGGCAGUGUAAGCGCUGCCCAUCCGCCCUCGUUGCCGCGCGCAGGUAAGGUGCGGCCGGCGGCUGCAUAGAGCAGAGGAUGGGCGGCACGCGGGGGAGUGUUCGGGUGAGAGCGUGCGGCGGAAAUGAAUUAGAAUGAAGGUUUGGAAAGGAACAACGUAGCGCAGUAGAAUGCGCCUUUUCCCCAUUAAACCCAACAACAACAUCGGUCCGUCAGGAAGGUCCCUAGCGCCCUUACAUCGGUGUCCAUAGUGACAGAUGGUAAGAGCGCCCGAGGGCGUAGCACGUGUGAGGCGUUCGGGCCGCGCGCGAACUAAUAAUAAUAAUAAUAAUUUUUAGUAGAGCUAUUGUAGGAGUACGUUGUUCUUUUGCACUGUUCUCUCUGCUUUGAAGCUUAGCAUAAUUGUAAUGACACGAUAAGCAUAUUUACAUUAAGAAAAAAAGAAAAUGGAGGGUGCAGAUGCAGUUUGAUUAUAUGCAGAUUACCUCUAAGAGCAUGCAUGGGAUCGCUGGCUCACGACGGAAAAUCCCGACACCAAGCAAGACGAAAAGCGACCGCGUGACAAGCGCAUUCGCGUCACUACCUUCCGAUGGCGCGAGGAGAACGCGCAGCUGGCAGGCCGGGGCGUGGACGAUAAGAACGAGGAUAGAUUUCGAGAACUCUCGCCGCAGGAUAAAACACAUAAGCCGGUGCUACGACCCGUCGGAAAUUGGGUGUGUACAGAGGACAUUUAUGUCAGUAAAGAAAAAGAAUAGGGAAUUAUAUGUAUAUUAAGAAUGUUUUUUUGUUUUCUAGUUAGGUGUGCUCCACCGAUAUAUUAAGAAUGAAAUAUUUUGAGGUAUGGAGGUAGCUAGAAAAUGGAACGGGGAUGCGAAGUGGAGUUUGUACGCGAAGUGGAGUACAUGAACUGCGACUUAUGCACCACUGUAUGUAUUGCUCAAGAGAUUCUUCUUAAUGCAAGAACUAGAAUAAUAGCAAAUACGUCCUCACUAAGGUAUACUUGCAAACCCAAAGAAACGAGGGAGUUUCAACCUCUACGGUAAGAACAAGCGUGAGAAGCCGCUUGUGAACGGCAAUACCAUCGCAAAUGGUCACGCUGAUGGAAAAGAAAACCACCUGGCGUCGUUUCUGCAACGCGGCGAUUCCAUGGAUGCUCGCGGUGGUGCUUUCCGCAUUGCCAAUGGAUCCGCCGCCACGCUGGUCGACCAGACGCUCGACGAGACCUUACUUCUGGUCCUCUCCGGAUUCACUGUUGCUUUUCUGUUGUUACGACAAUGUAGGUGGAACUGCAACUGUAAUAUUUUUAACCACACAAGGACAACGUAGGUUGUAGGUGGAACUAUGCAGCAUAUCUAAAUGAAUGUAUCUAUAUUCUUAGCCAUACACAACUACAAGGACAACGUAACUGAAACUAUAUUUUUGACCAGACACAACAUAGAGAUAGAAGAUCCUAGGCCUGUUAUUGUUAAGCUCGCGACAGCUUAGCUGGGACUGGGGCUUAUACACAUAGAGGGCAUUUCCCUUAGAAUGGGACCUCCCUUAGACCCGGAGCCACUUAUACACAUAGAGCUGAUGCUGGAACUGAAUACAUACUAGCACUUUUUCUUUUUGCUCCUCUUCAAUCUGUCGUGAGAUAAAGGCGCUCGCCUGCUAUUUUUCUCGUCACAUAUCUAAUACUAAUACUAACGGUCUAUCUACUAGUAUGUUACGGGUCGGUACACCUCUCGGUGUCGUUGGGAGACACUGCUUUUCGUCCGCAGAGAGUACUAGUAUUUCAACCUCCUCCAAAGGAACAAUGCGUCCAGCAAAGAGCCUCUCGUAUAAGCGACACGCUUUUCUACUACAACGUUUUCAUUUAAGUAGUCUUCAUCAUUGUUGUCUAAUCUUGGCCUUCGGUGUGGUCUGGGUGGCCAAGACACGAAUGCGCGCCUAUCAAAGACUGCAAGAAGAUGGUGAUGGCGAUUGCGCGACGUUAGAAGUUGUUGUUGCGUCUACGCAGCAGGGAGCUUCCUUCAGUACGAAUUAGAUCUUGCCUCGAUCUUACCUCUUGUCAGGCACAUCAGUUUGAUCCGGUGCUGGAAAAGGGGGAAUCGGCAGUACGGUUCUGGAUAGUGUAUGAGCAAAGAUGAGAUAGUUAUAUAUUUUAUAGUUGUUAUUUACUAGAGAUAUCAACUACAAUCAACGAACAUGAAAAAUGCUCAUGCAACAUUUCUAGCAACUACCAGAGAACAAAUUCUCAUUGUUAGCAUCAAUUGUGUAAUUGAUUAAUAGGGAAGCAGCAUCUACAUGCUCUAGUAACGAAAAAAAAAAAGAGUCAGAAGGUGUGAAUGGUCGAGAAACUACAGGGAGGCCGCCAUUUGAUUCUCUUUGAUAUGUAUCUGGAACGAUCACGAGGAUGAGGACCAUUAUUAUGAUAUCCUAAUCUAUUUAAUGACUAAAAUCAUGUUGUUGAUGACACCAUACUCAUAGGUCUAAGAUUUGAUGAUACAACCAAAUAGCUCCAAUUAGAUCAGCUAAUCUAUGUAAAUCUAAGGGAAUAAUUAUAUUAUAUCAAUCAUAGUUCCAAGAUCAUGAACAAAAGAUAUUAGAGUGACGAUUGAAUUACACUUACAGAUCAUGAGAAAAUAAUAAUAGCAGUAGAGUGACAAUUACACACGCUCCUGAUACAUCAAUCACAAUCUAUCAGAGUAGACUGAGCGCGUCAGAAGAAGUAAGUCAUCACUUACACAUAUAACCAGCAUACCAAGACAGCCAGCGACAUUGAUCUUCAUAUCCAACGACGUAAUCUAUCAUACGAUAGAAACUGAAAGAACAUCAUACUAAAAAUUUUCACAUGACUAUAUCAGGUGAAUGACCUGUCAUGUAGACAACUUCAGCAUCAAUGAAAACGAAGUUGGUACAUCUACCACUACUAGCAUCAAAAUCAAUUAUGAAAAUGAAAAAAUGCAAUUCAUCAGGAAAAAACUCAUCAAACAGAAAUUAUAAUACCGGAAAAGAUAGUUGUGUAAUUAAACUUGUAAAUUAUAAGAUGAGCCUUGGAGCAGAAUGAACAGCGCAUAGAGCAUGGACAGCCUGGGUCAGUCUACGUCUACUUGUAAAAGUGAACAAGCAACAACAUCACAACUUGAUGUCUUUGUCAGAUGGGUGAUCACAACUACAACCUUGCACACCUGUAACAAAAAGUCCUUGUAUUAGUAUUUACUUACUUAUUUGUGAUCCACUACUACAACAUAUCAUCGUCCUUGUACAAAUGAGAAGUUUCUGCAUCUACUAGUCAGUGUUGCAAUGAACUGUAUUUAUUAAGUGACGGUUAUGGGAGACACCGAGACCGACACCAAGCACACCGAUGCCACAAAAAAUGUCUUAGCAGCAAUAGCUAACUACUUCUAGGGCACAAGCAAUAUACACGUCGGGUCUUGAUUGUCAAACUGAGCAUUAAUUGACUUUGGGAAAGAUACUGCUACUUACAACAACAAUUUAUAAACAACACACAAGGCGAAUGCGAG
Amoebophrya sp. A25 is the source of this 39321-nucleotide messenger RNA. The record is from the annotation of a GenBank genome assembly. Lineage: Eukaryota; Dinophyceae; Syndiniales; Amoebophryaceae.